CCAUUACUUCUCAUUGGCCGCACUUACAGAAGAGGAAAGAAAUAUAAUUUUCUCUCUCUACUCACUGCCACCUACACCACCACCGCCACUACCAUCUGGAUCUCCACAGAGAGAUAACAAAAUUUAUUGAGAGACAAAAGGUAACACAUACAUAUAUAUUUGUGUAUAUACCAAGUUUAUUUAUAGAGAGAGAAAGAUGAUACAAAAGAGUGGCUUUUGCUCUUGUUAUUUUCUCUCGAAUUCAAAGCUGAUAUAUUCUCUGUUUCAGUUGUUUGUUUGUUAGUUUUUAAUUUUUAUACUGAGUGACUAUGCUUCAAUAUCGCACAUAUAUACAUACAUAUGCAUGUAAGUAUAUAUAUAUAUAAACAGAGCUCAAAUGUUGUUUUAUUAGGGUUUCUGAUGAAGAAUUAAGUAGGAACUUUCUUUCUCCGUCCUCUUUGUUCUCUGUUUUGUGUGCUGAAGCUUAUUUCAGGUAGCUGAGGAUUGACCGAUGAAAUUAGGUAAUGAUUUAUUGUUUCGGUUUGAUCCAUUGGAAGUUUUUGAUUUAUUCAUCUUUGAAUGCUUUUAGAUUGAAGGAAUCCAACGAAGGGUUGUGAGAUUCGAAAAUUGUUAGGGUUUUGUAUCGGUUUUCGAUUUGAUCUGGUCGAAAAACGAAGAGUCUUUGCCUUCUUUGAAAUCGUACAGUAAUAGCAUUGAUACUCGUGGAUUUAGAUCUUUAGAUUAAUCAUGAACUCCAGCUUGAUGCGUUAUCAGUCGGCACCGAGUUCGUAUUUUGCGAAUUUGGUGAACAGUAGUGGUGGUGGAGGAGAUGAUUGUACUGAUUUUCUGAACACCCAUGAGCCUUCGAGUCCUGAAACAGAGAGAUUUCUGUCGAGAUUUAUAGCUCGUGGUGAUACAGAGCACAAUUUGGAUGAGAUUCAACAGAAUUCUUCGGUUAACGAAGCUGAAAAAUCUCAGUUUUUGGCGUCGGUGAUGGAGGAACCAGAGGAGGUUCAUCAUCAUCAACAUCAGAUGAUUUUUCAAAGCCAAUCUCAACCACCCUUGCCCAAUCAUAGCUCAGCAACCUCUGUUCCUGCCGGUGAUGACUCGUAUGGAGUGGCUAGUUCGAUUCCGAUGAAUCGUUUGUCUCAGAUGAAGAUGGGUGGUGGCAACAAUUCGAAUUUGAUUCGACAUAGCAGUUCUCCUGCCGGAUUAUUCUCCCACAUAAAUGUUGAAAAUGGCUAUGGUGUUGUGAGAGGCAUGAGAAAUUUUGGAUCCGGAAAUGGUGCUAACGCGGAAGGGUCAUUUUCCCCUGCAAGCAGGUUGAAGGGCCAAAUGGAUUUGUCAUCCGGGCCAUCUUCUUCUUCGGGGCUAAUGAGUCAUAUUGCUGAAAUUGGGACCAAAGACAUAGGAGGUAGUAGCCCUGAAGAUGGAAGUUUCAGGGAAGGUCGUAGAAACAAUGGUGGGUACAUCACAGGUUUUCCGAUUAGUUCUUGGGAUGAUUCUGCGAUCUUGUCUGAUAAUUAUCUAAAGAGACUUGGAAAUGAUGACAAUAAGACAUUUUCUAGUUUAAAUACAUCCGAAAAUCAGAAUGUAGAAGUUGGGAAUCGCCCUCCCCUAUUGUCCCACCACUUGAGCUUGCCAAAAAGUUCCACGGAGCUGGACAACUUGUUGCAGUUCCAAGAUUCUGUACCUUACAAGAUUCGAGCCAAGCGGGGUUGUGCAACUCACCCACGAAGUAUUGCCGAAAGGGUGAGAAGAACCCGAAUCAGCGAAAGAAUGAGGAAAUUGCAAGAGCUUGUCCCAAACAUGGACAAGCAAACAAACACAUCAGACAUGUUGGAUUUGGCUGUUGAUUACAUUAAAGAACUUCAACAAGAAGUCAAGUGUCUUUCUGAUAAACGAGACAAGUGUACGUGUUCCAAUAAGCAGAAGCUAUAACUCAAAAAAAGCGUAAACCGGACUCGCUUCUGUACAGAAUAUAAGGAGAAGGGGCUGUUGGGAGAGAAGAUGGAAGAAGAAAAAGGGUUCUUUUAGGCUCUGGGAAAUAUGUAUGUAGAAAACUGAUAGUCUAUGUAUUAUGUGAAGUAGAGGUAGAAGAAAAUCUACUAAUUAAUGUGGAAGUGUAAGAUUCGGACCCAGACCUAUUGAUGGUACAAAUGAAAGCUAACUGUAUGUUUAAUUA
This is a messenger RNA of Cornus florida, 2164 nucleotides long. Its product is annotated as transcription factor bHLH130-like. Gene Ontology annotation, cellular component: nucleus. The transcript is spliced from 6 exons. The record is from RefSeq and is a predicted model, not a curated record. Lineage: Eukaryota; Viridiplantae; Streptophyta; Magnoliopsida; Cornales; Cornaceae. Gene Ontology annotation, molecular function: RNA polymerase II cis-regulatory region sequence-specific DNA binding; DNA-binding transcription factor activity, RNA polymerase II-specific; protein dimerization activity. The coding region runs from base 727 to 1920 and encodes 397 amino acids. Gene Ontology annotation, biological process: regulation of transcription by RNA polymerase II.